AUGGUUGUUAUGAUCGUCUAUGAUGCUGUUCUAGCAACUUCAGCCAUUAUUAAUAGUGGUAGUGGUGGAGGAGGUUGUGGAGGUGGUGGUGGUGGUGGUGGGGGAGGAGGUGGUGGGGUUGUGGUGGUGGUGGUGGUGGUGGUGGUUGUUGCUAAUAGGGAUCAUUUCAUCUAUGAUUUGAAGAUGCAGAAAGCCUUUAUAAUACUUCCCGUUGUUUUCUUUUCCCUGAUCGUCGUAAUUGUGGUUUUGAAUAUCAUUUGUGGAAGACGACGUGUAGGAUUUUCUGGUAACAUUCAUGGAGGUGGCGGGGUUGAUUUUCAUGGAGGAGGCGGAGAAGGCAUAGGAGGCUAUGAAGGUGGUGGUGGGUUUGAUAUUGAAACCGGCGGGGUAGGAGGAGAUUUCGGUGGUGGUGGAGGAGGAGAUUUUGGUGGUGGCGGAGGAGGUGGUGGUUUUAGUGGUUGUGAUGGUGGUGGUGGAGGAGGAGGUUUUAGUGGUGGUGGGGGAGGAGAUUUUGGUGGUGGUGGUGGUGGUGGUGGAGGUGGAGGUUUUAGUGGUGGUGGGGGAGGAGAUUUUGGUGGAGGUGGAGGUGGAGGUUUUAGUGGCGGAGGUGGUGGCUGUUGA
This is a messenger RNA of Quercus robur (English oak), 621 nucleotides long. Its product is annotated as glycine-rich protein 23-like. The transcript has 2 exons. NCBI's taxonomy places the organism in Eukaryota, Viridiplantae, Streptophyta, Magnoliopsida, Fagales, Fagaceae. The record is from RefSeq and is a predicted model, not a curated record. The coding region runs from base 1 to 621 and encodes 206 amino acids.